CAGAUACUCUACUAUGAUUAUUACUUUUAAAUACUCAGAAAAUGAUCCAAAGUGAUAACCAAAGCCAGAACACAGAGGAAAUAAUUAAAGAGCUGUGCACUUCUAAUGGAUUGUCUUACGAGAAAAUUGAUCAAGAGGGACCAGAAACAUCUACACUGGAGAUGUUUUUCUCAGGUUAUCCCAAGAUAGUAGGCAUGUCAUUUUUCCCAAAUUUAACAACUCUCACUCUUGUUGGACAAAGCAUUCAGAAGAUUUCAGACCUGGAGUAUUGUCCAUUACUCAAAAACCUAUGGAUUGCUGAAUGUUGCUUAACGAAAAUCGAUGGUCUACAACACUGCACUAAUUUGGAAAAGCUUUACCUGUACUACAAUGAAAUUUCUACAAUUGAAAAUCUGGAGACCCUAAUGAAGCUGGAGGUAAUUUGGUUGAACAAUAACCAAAUUAAGGAGAUACAGGGAUUGCACACUCUGCAGAAUUUAAAGGAGCUCAAUCUGGCUGGAAACUUAAUACAUAAAAUUGGAACUUGCUUUGACCCCAAUGAACAAUUGGAAAGAUUAAACCUCUCUGGUAACAGAAUAUGUUCCUUCAAGGAACUCUCUAAUUUAGCAAGCCUACCGCAUUUAAAAGAUUUGAGUCUGAAUGAUCCUCAGUAUGACCCGAACCCUAUUUGUCUUCUCUGUAAUUAUGCUACACAUGUGCUGUAUCAUAUGCCUCAGCUUCAAAGUCUGGAUACAUAUGAUGUGUCUCAAAAACAAAUCAAGGUCCUGGCAGAGGCUACAGUGAUGAAAAAGAUAAUGUACUAUAACAUGCGUGUAAAGAGUGUUCAUAGGCAGCUCAAUGAGGAGCUUGAAAAGCUAAAAGAAAGAAAAUGCAAACUGCAGAAAUUGCCAGAAGAUCGAAUAAAAUUGUUCAGCUGCAACAUAAAACAUCUGGAACGUGAACUGACAGAGCUGCAGACAUCAGGCAAAAUACAGAAUAACAAAUCUAUUAAAAGUAAAAGGCUGGAAAUUGAAAAAUCAAUUGACGAUAGCGAGAACACAGAUGAAGCCAGUGAGGAGUCAAGUCUUGAGAAGAAGUUCUUUCUGAAAUUAGAUGCCCUGAGGGAAAGGAUAACAUUCUGGAACAGAAAACUAGAUGAAAUUGAGAAAAUUUACCAGAUGGAAGUUAAAAAAAAGAAGAAAAGCAAUAGCUUAGUAGUGCAGUUUCUGUUGACUGAAUUGGAAACAGUGGGCAACACUCGCUUUGAAGAAGGCUCACCAAGUGAUUCUUGGUUUAAUUCCUGUUAUGAUUUAAUUCUAUCACGAUUUUGUGCCUGGGACUUCAAAGCAUAUGGUAUCACAGGAGUGAAAAUAAAUCGCAUCAUCCGAGUGCACAACCGUAUUCUGAGGAUGAUAUUUGAAGAGAAGUUUCAAAUGUUUUUGGAUAAAGAAGUUUUAAGUGAAACAGAAAACUACAGGAAGAUGCUGGAGUGUCUCUUUUAUGUGUUUGACCCAGACUUGCCAGUUAAGAAAAAGCAACUUCUACAAGUGCUUGAGGAUGGGUUCCAGGCAAUGGAAGAGCACAAGCUUUCAAGAAGAGAAGAAGCUGUUCUCCUCUCUAACAGUUUAAGUAUAUGUGAACGUCCCAGAAUAGAAUUUUUGCAGCAACAAACCAAGGAUGAACGUAAAAAUAGCAAUGAACUUGAGGAACCGUUCAUAUGUGGGAAACUCAUAAUUGCAAAAGUUUUUCUUGGACAUAGUGUUCCAGCUCGUGAAAAAGAUCCCAUCAAUCAAGUCAACUAUCCAGGGGCUAAUUCAGUGUUCAGGCCUCGGAAACAUUUACUAAGUGAUACAUCUGAUGCUGAUGAUGAAACGUAUUCUUCCAUGGAACAUAGAAACUGUGACUGCCGCCAUCGACAGUGUGAGUGGUUUGUGUUUGAUCACGAACUGGUCUUGCCCGAAUACGUCGUUGAAUUUGAGUACACUACACUGGUCAAAGUUCAGUCCCUGUUUUCUACGCUCAGCAAUGUAAUUGUAGAAGAAAGAAAGAAAAAUACAGAAGGAUUUAUAUUGUCUAGUGAUUUGCAACGUGAUGAUGAAGUUAUGAACAUGGAGCCUACAGUAAAAGCCAGACCCAAAAUUGUUUGCUUGGAUGAAAAGACAGUGCUUUCAGUUGCUAAGGCCAAUAUUUACAGUCAAAUAGCGGUUCUGAAUUUGCAUGGGAACAGCCUGAGCAAACUGCGGGACAUCUCUAAACUGACAGGGCUUCGAAAACUUAUUGUCAGCUUCAAUGAAUUUACGUGUUUAGAUGAUGUUUACCACUUGCCCAAUCUGGAGUAUUUUGAUGCAAGCCACAACCACGUGAUCACCCUGGAGGGUAUUAGAGGCUUAAGCAAACUGAAGUAUUUAGACUUGAGCUGGAAUCAACUGAAAAAGACUGGAGAGGAAAUAAAUGUCUUACGUAAACACACUUCAAACGUACUCAGUCUUGAUAUCAGACAUAACCCAUGGCAUAAGCCAGUCUCAUUGCGUUUGAGUGUCAUUGGCCGAUUAAAGGCUCUUACUCAUUUAGAUGGAGUCCAGAUUACUGAAGAAGAGGCUGCGGCUGCUGUGUGUUUUAUUGCUGGAUCAAAGAUCUCUCAGGCAUCUCUUUUAGAACAUUCUAGGACUGAUGAAGCUAGACCACGCAUUCUGAGUGUACAUCCUUAUGCCAAAAUUCUGACUCAAAUUAGCAAGAACAAGGUGGAUUCACAAACACAUUUCAAUAGCAGCUGGUAUCCUAGGAUCACGGUCUUAGAUCUGGAUGGACAACAUCUCUCCAAAAUUGCCAACUUGGAAAAAUUAGAGAAUUUAAGAUGGGCCUCAUUUAGCAACAAUAAUCUCACUAAAAUAGAAGGACUGGAAUCUUGCCUUAAUCUUGAAGAGCUCACUUUAGAUGGAAACUGCAUCUCAAAUCUAGAAGGAAUUUCAAAACUCACCAAACUAACACGACUUAGUGUAAAUAAUAAUCAUCUCACCACCCUGGAAAGAUGCGUUUUUGAAAACUUGUCUCAUCUUCACUACCUCUCUCUUGAGAGCAACAGAAUUACUUCAUUGGUUGGUUUGCAGAGAGCCUACGCACUAAUAGAACUAUACAUCAGCAAUAACUAUGUUUCUACCUACCAAGAGAUAUAUCAUUUAAAGGGUUUAAAUAAUCUGGUCAUGCUGGACAUGUAUGGAAAUCUAAUUGUGUGGAAACAAGAUAACUACCGAUUGUUUGUAAUAUUCCAUCUUCCAUCUCUCAAAGCCUUAGAUGGCACUGCAGUAGAGACAGCAGACAUCGAGAGUGCUAAAGAUUUAUUUGGUGGCAGACUUACCUGUGAUAUGAUUGCAGAAAGACUAGGACAUUCAGACUUCACUAAAAUGCAAGAAUUAAAUUGGACAACCUCUACGAUCAGAACGGUGGAUCUUGUACCAGCAGACCAGUUUAGAAAUGUUUGUAAUGUGAAUUUACAGAACAACAAUCUCAUCUCUUUCAGUGGUUUAAUCUUCUUGCCUAAUGUCAAGAUAUUGUGUCUGAAUUACAAUCACAUUGAAUCAGUCCUGCCCAGACAAAAGCCUCAAAAUCACUUAACAAACAGGCAGCAGUUGUACCAGAAAGUGACCUCUAGUGGCUAUGGACAGCAAGGACCUUCAAAAGGAAGCAGGGAUGCAGGAUUUGGUGAAAAUCUGCCCCCAAUCAUGCAAAGUUUAGAAGUUCUUCAUUUGGGCUACAAUGGAAUUAGUAACUUGGCCCAGCUACAGCUUAGUAGGCUAAAAAAUUUGAAAUUGCUGUUUCUACAGGGUAAUGAAAUCAGUCAAAUCGAAGGACUUGAAGGUCUACAGCUUCUGCAGGAGUUGGUAUUGGAUCAUAACCGUAUAAAAACAAUUGCAGAGGGCUCCUUUGCUAGACAGACCUCCCUUUUGGCACUUCACCUAGAGGAAAACCGACUACGAGAACUGAACAAUUUACAGCCUUUAGUAAAAUUACAGAAACUUUUCCUGGGACUUAAUAAAAUUCAGGAAUUGUCUGAACUGGAAAAACUUGAAGUUGUUCCUAGUCUUAAAGAGCUUUCAAUAUAUGGAAAUCCAGUUACUCGCAAGAUGUCCCAUCGUCCACUGCUUGUGUUUCGAUUGCCCAACCUGCAAGUGUUAGAUGGAAUGACAGUGAGCACGGAGGAGAGAGCAAGAGCUGAGCUUCAUUUAAUAGAACAACAAGGAAUCCCAGUUGCAAACUCCCCUAUGGACUCUGGAUUUCCUGGAUUACCAAUUACCUUUUCAAAACAUCCUCCCGUAAGAGUAACAAAUGUGAAUCUGCUUGAAGGAAUCAACCAUUUAUUUGGAUCUGACCUCAUGUUUCCUCAUGUACUUGAAGAUCCUUUACAGAAUGAGGCAAAUAAAUAUAAGAAAUCUAAGAACCCAGGAAUGGUGACAAUUAAUCCUCGAAGCAUCCAUGCAGAAAUAGCUCUCAGGCAAGUAAAAGGAGCAACAGCUAAUCUUCUAAACCAGUUGACACAACAGAGUGGCACUACCCGAACUGCAUAUGUGCACCAGAACAGCAGAGAAAAUGAUGGCAGGUGGGCUCCUUUGCCUGAAUAGUUCCAUGCUAACAGAGAUGUUCCAGGGCAAAUGGUCUGAGGAAAUGACCAACGGACAUUCAUAGCUAAUUCAUAAAGAGUGAAUUUGACCCCCCAGUGUGUAGGCCUUUUGCUGGCCCUCCGUGCAGGACUAAAUGUCUCCCCCACUAUUUAAACGCUGUUGCUCUGAUGUGUGCACCUCUUUUUACUUGGGGCAGAAGUAUUUUUCACUUACAGCUGUGUGCAUUAUUCUUUCCUUGGCACGUGGAUUGACUUACACUUACGCCAGUCCUUUUUAUAUUAAAAAAAACAAAACAAAACUACUACACAGAGAGUAGAGAUUGUUUAAAUGUCGGAGAUGAUGUGGGAAGGAUUCUGCAUUAAUAGAAAUGCCUGCUUUACCUGAAAUGGCACAUUUGUUCCUAAAUUGUCUUCCAGCUCUUUUGCGCAUAAUUUUUUGCCUGGGGAUUUCUUUAGUUUUUUAAGCAUAUUAAAAAUGUCAGAUGCUUACAACAAUAAAUGAUAAGCCCAAAGAGAAUGGGUUUUUAAUUUGAAAAUAUAUAGAGCAACUUUAAAUCAUUUUUUAUUUUAACUUUUACGGGCAGCUUCCCAGUACUCCAAAGAAGUCCGAGUGUACCAGCCAGUGAAGUUGUGUUUUAUAGCUGCUGUGCAUCACCAGAGCAGCAGAAAACAGCUGAAGUGUGCUGGUGAAUCUGGCCCUUAAUUUACAAUUGACUGACUGGUUUGCAGAGCGUAUGAGUGAGAUUGUGCUAUGCAAAGAGCUCCUGGAGAGCCCAGCCCAAGUCCAAAAUCACUGUGUGUUAAAGGCUAUCCCAUCAGUUCCACUGGCUGUGUGUUUCAAUGCCUAGGGGUUCCCCACUGCGCUGCUGCCUUCGCUCCACUCAAGCACUGCUGCCCAAACUAACCUGAAGCAAUAGAAUCUUUAAAGAGCAGUUGGGACAAUUAAUCUAGCAAUGAGAACUUUAGAUACGUGUGUGCAGUCUUCCUCAGACCAAUGAAUCAUUACCACUAUUUGCAUGAAAAUUAACUGUAGUAGAGAGAUUGGCUGAUUUACCACUGACACGCUAGCACUACUUAAGAGUUAUCUGUGCUGUUGACCUGAGCCAUCCAUGACCUACAGAAUUAUAACAAUUACAGACAACAAGCAGUAAUAGCUUAGCUUAAUUACAACCUAAUUUAUUUGAAUACAGCCUACACACAAGACUUCAAUUAAUUUUACAUAUAUGAAAAAUGUGAAGUGUGUUGUUUUGCUGUUAAUAUAACAUGCAUCAAAGAAAAGACUCACAAGGGAUGCUACAAUUUUUCAAAGGACAGCGUUUUUAAUUAAUUUAUAAACUAAUUAAUAGACUUGUCAAUUCUCGAAAAUUCAUUCUGUAGUCAGAGAGCAAGUGCUGUAAAUUUGGGGAAGAAGUACCCUAUUUUUCAUACAAAGCAAAGAGGUUGAAUCCCUGAUUUAAGUGCAAAAUGGAACUUAACCUCAACUUUGAAAUCCCAAACAGCACCUUCAGAAUAUAAUUUGUUUCCCAUCUUUGCUCCCUAGUGUAGUUGAAUAUUAAAACAUCCCAGGCGUCAAUAUGGCAAGUUUUCAACAUUUUAUUAAUUUAUAUGUUAGUCUAAAAGAAACUUCAUGCCAACGAGAUGCUGCCAAGUCAAUGGGAGCUGCACCUUUCAAAAAGAAAAUCAGUACACCUUCAUUUAGAUGCCUAAAGAGGGUUGUAAGCACUUAGCAGCACACAGCUAAGUUUUAAAAUAUUGGUUUUUACUUUUUUUUAAGCUGGAAUUUAAGGAAUGGAAAGUCCUGUCAGCUGGUCAUGGAGGAGAGUAUAAGUGAAUCCUACAUUCUAAAGCUGGGCGGGGUUCUUGCAAUUCACAUGAGUGGAACAUAUAAUCAGAUGUUGAAUGUUGUCAUUUCUAA
Molecule: messenger RNA, 6509 nt
Organism: Chrysemys picta bellii (western painted turtle)
Lineage: Eukaryota; Metazoa; Chordata; Testudines; Emydidae
Source: RefSeq, a predicted model, not a curated record